Molecule: messenger RNA, 3194 nt
Organism: Lindgomyces ingoldianus
Lineage: Eukaryota; Fungi; Ascomycota; Dothideomycetes; Pleosporales; Lindgomycetaceae
Exons: 7
Coding region: 225-2828 (867 amino acids)
Biological process (GO): riboflavin biosynthetic process; monosaccharide transmembrane transport
Cellular component (GO): membrane
Molecular function (GO): hexose transmembrane transporter activity; GTP cyclohydrolase II activity
Source: RefSeq, a predicted model, not a curated record
CUCUUGUUCACCCAUCACCCAUCACCACCCAGAGUUCCCACACACGGCCACCUCCGAAGCAUCAACGCUUCCACCAUCGCUCCGCUGCUGGAACUGCCCGCAAAGUCGCCGCUCAAUGACGACGACGUGAAAAGCAUCGUGUGCCUGUGACAGGCUAAAAGUACGACACAUUCACCGAGGACCCCUCUGACUUCAACCGCCCCAGCUUCCGCGAGCCUCACACCAUGGACCUACGCACGUGGUUCCGCGACCUCACGCCCUACUUCCUCUACCUGCUCUUCGUUGCGACUCUCGGCCCGCUUCUCUUCGGAUUUCACUUGGCGGAACUGAACGCCCCCGAGGAUGUCAUUCGGUGUAAGAAGAAGUCGAUCGUAGCAGCCUCCACCAGUCUUCCACAAUGCAUUCAAAUGGAUUCCACGCAGUGGGGUGCGGUUGGCUCCAUGUACACACUCGGCGGUCUCAUAGGGGCCUUGUCUGCAGGGCCCCUCUCGGGCCGCUACGGUCGCCUUAAUACUAUGCGAAUCACUACCUUCUUCUUCGCGCUUGGUCCCGUCUUUGAAGCGUUAUCCCCAAAUAUCGGCGUAAUGGCUUUUGGAAGACUAGUGUCGGGCAUUGGAGCUGGAGCUGCGGUCGUAGUGGUGCCUAUCUACAUCUCAGAAAUUGCUCCACCAGCUGAGAAAGGCUUCUUUGGAGCCUUCACGCAGAUUAUGUGUAAUUUUGGAAUCCUCGUCGCACAAAUUCUGGGCUACUUUUUGAGUAGAGGGCAAUACUGGAGAAUCAUUCUUGCUGCUGGUGGCGUCAUCGGGGUCGGCCAAUUCCUUGGUCUUCUCCUGUCUGUCGAAAGCCCAAAAUACCUCGCGGAUCAGGGAAACUCCGUCAAAGCAAAGAGGAUACUCCGGAAAAUUCGGGGUGAGAAGUUUGACAUCGACGAGGAAGUCAGCGGCUGGGGGAUGGAAAGUGCCGACGAAAUGGAUGAUGAGGAGCAGACAUUACUUCAAGACGAAGAUCACAUAUCUCAUCACAGCGAAUCUUCCACCUCGAAGCGCAAAUUAGCAAAAGAGGACGCGCUCAGCAUUAUUCAAGUCUUGCGCCACCCCGAGUACAGUAAAGCCGCCAUCGCCGUUAUAAUGGUCAUGUUGGCUCAGCAAUUCAGCGGUAUUAACAGCAUUGUCAUGUACGGUGUGUCUCUGCUUGCAGAUUUGCUUCAGUCGAACUCUGCGCUUCUCAACCUCGCUGUCUCAGCCAUCAACAUCAUUGUUACGGCCGGGUGUGCUCCUCUUGUGGACAAGUUAGGUCGCAAAACCUGCCUUCUGAACUCUCUCACUGGCAUGGGUAUAAGUUCACUUCUGCUGGCUAUAGGCAUCAUAAGAUCCAUCAGCAUCCUCUCCGCUGUCGCCGUUUUACUUUUCGUCUCCAGCUUCGCCCUCGGGCUCGGCCCUGUUCCAUUCAUCCUAUCAAGCGAGCUUGUCGGACCUGAUGCCGUAGGCGCAACCCAAAGCAUCGCACUUGGUGCCAAUUGGAUUGCAACGUUUGUUGUCGCACAGUUCUUCCCCCUAGCCAGCGCAGUCCUGCACGGCAAAGUCUAUUUCAUCUUCGCGGCGUUGUCUGCUUUCUUCUUCCUCUUCAUAUCUUGGUUUGUUCCAGAGACGAAAGGUAAGAAGACUGUGGAUGAAGUCUGGGACGGCUUCAACCUCGUCCCUUCGGUGGAUGAGGCCGAAGACCAGUCGAUGCAGGACGAGAGUUUGGCGACUGCGACUCCCCACGAACCUCCGCCGUCCCUGAUCUCGCCCGCAUUCACGCCUCCCGCCACUCCCGGUUUCUCCACUCCUUCGCACCCCAGGCCACCCCGCUCGACGCCAGUUGAUACUUCUCUGCCUUCGGAUACCCCUGCCCCGAAUCUGCUACAGAUCCUUCCAGUCGUUGAAUGCGAAGUGCGUGCAAGAAUACCUACCACGGCGGGCCAGGAAAUGUGGCUGCAUGUUUACAGGAACAGCAUAGAUACGAAGGAGCACCUAGCAAUUGUCUUUGGAAACAAUAUCCGUUCCCGCAGCUUAGAUGCCGAGCGCCCUGGAGAAACUGAACUUGACCGCAUGACGCGGGGCGCAUACGUAGGCCGCCUCUAUCCUGGACGAACCAGCUCCCGGAUAGAACAAAUCAAAAGGUCCGAGGGCGUGCUGCCAAAUCAAAAGGUCUUAAAUAAUCCAGAUUCUGGCAAUCUACAAACUGUGAAGACAAAUGGGCUCCUCACACCCUUUUCAGCGGCAUCGUCGGAAUCUGGCGAAGUCCAAACCCCCACCUCCAACCUCGAAUUGCCACUCGUCCGCAUCCACUCCGAAUGCUACACCGGUGAGACGGUCUGGUCCGCCCGCUGCGACUGCGGCGAGCAACUCGACGAAGCUGCACGUCUGAUGUCUGACCCCUCGCUCUCUCCAUCUGGUGGUGCCAUUAUCUACCUCCGCCAAGAAGGCCGCGGUAUUGGUCUCGGCGAAAAACUCAAAGCGUACAAUCUCCAGGAUCUGGGCAAUGAUACAUAUGAGGCGAAUAUUUUACUCAGACAUCCGGCGGAUGCGAGGAGUUAUGGUCUAGCGACGGCUAUGCUGAUCGAUUUGGGGUUAGGAGGGGAGGAUGGCAUCAGACUGUUGACGAAUAAUCCCGAUAAGGUCAGGGCGGUGGAGGGGCCAGGAAGAGAAGUGGUGGUAAGGGAGAGAGUGGCUAUGGUGCCAUUGGCUUGGAAGACUGGGGGGAAAGCUGGGAUAAGAAGUGAGGAAGUGGAGAAGUAUUUGUCCACAAAGAUCGAGAAGUUCAAACAUAUGUUGAGCCAAAAGUAGGAACCCAUCGCAAGGACUUUUUGGGUCGCAAAAAUCUUUCGCACCAUCUAUAUCAAAGAUAGCAUUUACGCAGGAGUUAUUUGGGGUUACAUACAUUUCAGCACUGUCUUGGAAACAGCAACCUUUUUUGCCAGAUACCAUUUUCAGCCAUUGUAUAUAUCGGGCGUUGAUGAUGUACAGAUAUUCAGCGAAAACAGUACAUUUUACUUUCUUUUGCACAAAACCGAGGUUCUAUCUCGAUUCGAGGGACAUGGCUGCGCCCGUGUUGUGCACUCUACUUAGGGGCCAGCCCUGUGACCUGACAAGGAGACUCAAACUAGCCAAGGCUAGGCAUGAACGUAUAAAGAGCUAGCUAGCUAUCCUUCU